ACCUCAACAUGGAAAAGGGAAAGACGAUUUUUCUUGAUAUAUUCAGAAGAGCAGAUAAAAAUGAUGAUGGGGCAAUAUCUUGGGAGGAGUUUGUUCAGUUUUUUGCUGAUGGAGUCAUUGGAAAAGAAGAAAUGGAAAAGUUAUUCAAUGACAUUGACACACACAACACCAAUAACAUUGACACUGGGGAGUUGUGUGAGUACUUCAGCAACCACCUGGGAGAAAUGAAGGAGAUCUAUUCUUUAAUGGAGGACCUGAACCACAAAGUUACCAAUGUACUACAGUCCACAGCCAAGACUUAUCCUGAGAAGAACAGAACUGACAAGUUUAUCACCCGCUUCCUAAUGCGUGAGUGUAUUGGUCAGCUGACUGCCCUACAGCGCCCUCUAGAGUCAGCUUCAGACCACAUGGAUGAGGAAGCUAGAGCAGAAAACACUGACAUCAAACCCAUUGAGCCUCGUGAUGUCUUGCCGAAGCCUGAUGUAAUACCAGGCCGAGUCGGUCGUCGCACCAAACACCAGAUCAGUAGUCAGACCUCAAUCCCUUCAGAAGGUUCCAUCAAUCCUUUAGCACUUACAGCACAAGUGGACAGAUUGGCAAAUCUGAUUGAAAGAUUGGAACACGGGGUUAACUUUAAAGGAUUUGUUGAUGAAGACAUGAAUGCCACAGAGGAAGAUCAGUACAUCCUUCAGCAGAGGGGUAUGGAGGUGAUCAAGGGGAAGGAAGAGGAUUUCCGUGUGGCUCUCCGUCAGUAUGUGGAGGACACAAACAAUGCUCCUGGAGCACUCAAUAUUAGUGUGAGAUUCUUCAAAGAUACUGGUGUCUUUACACUGUAUGAAAUCUGGGAAUCGGAAAAUACAGAGAAACAAUAUCGGGAGAAGAAGUCCUUUGAUUCAGUGUUCCCAGGUCUAACAUCGGACGUCUCAUUGUCCUCAAUCACCUUCCCAAAAACCUGGUGGUUGAAGCAAUAAAGAGUUCUACUAGAGGGAACAUUUCAGAAGACAACUCACUAAAAAGUAUCAGGGUGUAUGCCUGUGUUCUACCAUACUGACAGACUUUUAAUAAUGCCAGUUCUUUUAUCCAACUUUUAAUUUAUCUCUGCUGUGCACAGUACUUUGUUGUAUUUUAUAUGACCUUUUUGUUUAUUGUUAGUCUUAAUUUUGUAGAGAGUUGUAUGUGUUUACUGAUGUAUAAAUCAUGUACAUGUAUUAAUUAUAUAUAGGUCACAUUCAGUAUCCCCUGUGUCAUCUUAAGCAAUCAGAUGAUUUAUGGUCAGGUGUUUCUACAGAAUGAAACGAUUUAAUUAUAGUAUAUCAAACCUGGAAUACUUAAAAGUAGUGGAUGGUUUUAUAAAAUAAUAGUGUUUUCCCUGUUGUCUGGUCUUUGUAUUUAGGAUUCUUAUUUUGAUUCCUUAUAUAGCUGAUAUUAAGAUCCAGGAAUAUUCCUUAUAUAGCUGAUAUUAAGAUCCAGGCUCCAGGGCCAUAAAACUUAGACGAGCUUACUUUUGAUCUCAGUCUCACUUUUACCAAAGGAAUUAUUAAUAGAAAAGGUGAGACUGAGAUCAAAAGUGAGCUCAUCUAAGUUCAUCUAAGUUUCAUGGCCCCUGAGCCAGGCCUCAAGACCAUAAACUGAAAACAGACUUAAGUAAAAAUUUCGAUUUUGAAUGUCUUGGGUUUCACUUUACAUAUGGGCUAAAAAAAAUUUACAGAUUUCAAUAAUAUUAAAAUUUAAACAUACGCCAAAUUGUGUUUUAUUAUCAAAAUUAUUUCAAAAGUUAUAUUGAUUUGAAAUUUUGACUUAAGUCUGUUCUCAGUUCAUGGUCUUGGGCCAGGAAUAGUUGCUUAGUCAAGAGAUACAUAUCAGUAUGUCUCUACAACAAAUUUUAAGAUGGUAUUUAAAACAUUCUAUAAAUCUUAAAUAUGUGUUUCAAAGGCAUAUUUAAAUUGGCCACAAUAGUGAACAAAAAUGAAGAAUCAAUUUUUUCUUCUUUUUUUUUUUUUUUAAGUUUUAGUUUCUCAAAGUAAAACAUAGUUAUGAAUUACAUGCAGAAAGCAAAUACAUCAGGAUAACGUGAAGUCAAAUAGGGAGUAAAUGAAUUAUGUAUACAAAAAAGUAGGGAUGUCAAUUUAGUCAACAAUUCAAAUUCGAAUAUUCAAUGAAAGUAUUCGAAUAUAUUCGAAUAUUCGAUAAAAUAAAUAAAACCUGUUUUAUUUUAGAUAUGCGUCAUAUAGUAGUGAACUUUCUCAUGAAAGGUUUAGCGUAGUUAUACUUAUAUUGGAAGUAAAAUUGUAUGAAGACUUUUGUAGGUGUACAAUAAGAAAUUCCAUUUGAUAUUUGUCAAUGUUUGAAAUAAAUAAUUGAUUUAAAUGUAGAAAAUUAUAUUUUUACCAAAUGAAACGUUUAUUUAUAGUAACCCUACCUAAGGAACCAGUCAUCUUACAAAAGACAAGAUAGUUGUAAUGGUAUACUGUUCAGAUUUCAAUACGUGUAAUUAAUUACAAUUAUCUACCUGAUAAGAGACAUGAUUAUAUAAUCUUUGAUACAAUGUAAACAAAUAUUUCCAUAGACAAUUUUCUUAGGUAAUUUACUAAUUUCCCGAUAAUCAAUAUAAAAUUCAGGAUUAUAUACAACCCGAGAUAAUCAAGUAAUUUACACAUUUAUUCUGAAAUUGAGCCCUUUGCAAUAUUAAUUACAGAUUAAUUCUAUCGGACAUUCAUUCAAUGGUCAAUUAAUUUUAUUUUGAUAAGUAUACUCUUCACGUCUUUUAGACAAUUUUAGAUUUCAUUUGUUGUCCUCGAUUCUAGAUCCGAUCGUAUCUAACUAAUAAAAACUAUGAAAGUACGUUUUGUAUUAUACAUAAAACAUUAUAAUUCCAGCACUGUUCUAAUCAAAAUUUAUUAAUCACAGUACUUCUUUUUAUGAAAUCUGAAAAACACCGAAUAUUCGAAUCUUAAUUUCAUAUUCGAAUAUCAACUCAUCGAAUGAAUAUUCGAAUGUUCGAAUAUUCGUUGCCAUCCCUACAAAAAAGCGAUUCUGUGAAGGGUUCCUAAAUCUACUCUGCUGUGUGACGAAAGGGAGAUCAAUAUGUGUAGUUAAUUCCCGUGUUUGUACAUGUACCAAAUGUACUUGAUAUGUUUUUUUUUUUUUUUUUUACUUUUGUUAAUGUUAUUACAUACAGUAUAUGUACUAAUAUUUAAUGCAUAAUUCAAAGUUUCAUGAGGUAAUUAUUAUUUAUAUGCCAAGCUAUUGCUACAAACCUUUUAAUAUUUUUCUAGCAUUCUGAAUAUGUAUCAGAAAUUAAAUGAACAAGGAUUUCUAGGUUUUACAGAGAUACAGGUCUUGUAUAUGUUAUGCAUGCAUUUAUAUGUACAAUUGUUAAAUUUAUAGAUUAUUGGAAUUAAGAAUACAUGUACGUUGAUGACUUA
Messenger RNA from Saccostrea echinata, 3425 nucleotides. RefSeq names its product N-terminal EF-hand calcium-binding protein 1-like. Gene Ontology annotation, biological process: regulation of amyloid precursor protein biosynthetic process. Gene Ontology annotation, molecular function: calcium ion binding. The transcript has 13 exons. Gene Ontology annotation, cellular component: cytoplasm. Lineage: Eukaryota; Metazoa; Mollusca; Bivalvia; Ostreida; Ostreidae. The record is from RefSeq and is a predicted model, not a curated record. The coding region runs from base 9 to 971 and encodes 320 amino acids.